Molecule: messenger RNA, 1252 nt
Organism: Sander lucioperca (pikeperch)
Lineage: Eukaryota; Metazoa; Chordata; Actinopteri; Perciformes; Percidae
Exons: 7
Coding region: 391-1140 (249 amino acids)
Source: RefSeq, a predicted model, not a curated record
UGGUUAUUAUCAUUAUAAUGUGUAUUAUUAUCAAGUAAGAUGAUCGAGACCUGUUUCACGUGACUCGCUCUUUGUUACAGACUCCACCUCUUUCAUGUGAACGCGCCUUAAGCCGAAUAAGAAAAUCCUGGGUUAACAAAGCUUGCUGACAUCCAGCUUCAUAACACCGGUUAUCUUUUUCCCGUUACCGUCGCGUAGACAGUUAUUGAUUAAUGUGAAGCGUGCCGUGACUAACUGUCGCGUCUACUAAGCUCGGAUUUGUUCCGUUUUGCGACCUUUGGGUUACGAUUUGAUUACUAAAUCUAGCAUUGAAACAUCUCGGAUAACUGCGCGCACCCGCUCCACCAUUAAGGGAAAAGCAAUCGCACUCCGAAAGACCGAUCACAAUCCAUGAACACAGAAAGAGAUUUCCAGAUGAUGAAAAAACAAGAGAGGGCACAUUUUUUCAGCUCUAAAGAGCAGGAUCUCAUUUUGAAGUUGUAUGAAGAAGAGAGAGAGGUACUGACAGCCAAAUCCAACACUACCAGUGCCUCUAAACUGAGAGAGGAAGCCUGGCAGAGAAUUGCUGAUAAAAUAAACGCGGUAUCGGACAGCGGCUACAAAAGAUCAUGGCAGCAAGUGAAAGUCAAACAUAAAAAUAUAGUGCAAACAGCGAAAAGAAGACAGGUGGGGGUGAUGAGGACUGAGGGGGGGUCGGCAACCCCGUCGCUGACGUCUGCAGAGGAAGAUGUCCUGCAGCACAAAGACAGCCUGCUGAGAGUGGAGGUCCUCCCUGGGGGGGCCUGCAUUGAGCCGCUCACUGGAUCUGACGACUCUUUUAUCAGUGUCUCAGGCCAUCCUGUCCUCCUCCUGCCUGUCACAAAGACUGAACCAGAGAGCCUGAGCAGUGAUGAGACAGACGUCAGUGACUCUCAUUUUGAAGGGGAUAUGCACAGCAGCAGCAUCCAGGAGAGGGCCAAGGCAACGUUUGCUGUGACCGGUGGAAGAAGUGCAGAGAGGCAGACAGAAGACAUAAGAGCCCUUUACUGCUGCUACCUCAAGAAGGAGAUAGAGAACCGUGACCAACAGAUGGCAUACAGAGCACUUAAAAUGAGAAAGAUGGAGAAAGAAAUUUUAUUACUUGAUAAGCAGCUAAUGUGACCAUGUAAAUAAAUGCUAAUGUUUUUUUUUUUUUAAUCUUACUAUUAUAAUAUGUUAAAACAAUAUUUGAUUUAUUUAAGGCCGGACAAUUGUAAUAAAUUGCUUCAGUCAC